GGAGCGGCUUGGACGGCAGGGGCUACCCCAAGAAGGCCGGCAGGCCCGCCAGGGUCGCCUCGGACGAGGAGAUCCAGGGCUCCAAGGAUGCUGUCAUUCAGGACCUGGAACGGAAGCUCCGCUUCAAGGAGGACCUGCUGAACAACGGGCAGCCGAGGCUGACCUACGAGGAAAGGAUGGCCCGCCGCCUGCUGGGGGCUGGCAGCGCCACCAUCCUCAGCGCUCCAGAACCAGAAGAGGAGGCAGCCAGCCAGGACCCCGGGUCCCCUCACGCUUCUGUAGGGAGUCCUCUGGACGGUCAGAAGGAGUACAAGGUGUCCAGCUGCGAGCAGAGGCUCAUCAGCGAGAUCGAGUACCGGCUGGAGAGGUGCCCCGUGGAGGACCCAGAGGACGAGGCCCCCUGGGGCGACGUGGCCACGGAGGACGGUGUGGCCCCGCUCUUCCAGGUGAAGCUGAGACACUACAAGAUCUUUGAGGGGAUGCCAGUGACCUUCACGUGCAAGGUGACCGGGAGCCCAAAACCAAAGAUCUACUGGUUCAAGGACGGGAAGCAGAUCUCCCCCAGGAACCAGCACUACAGCCUGCAGAGCGACCCCGACGGCACCUGCUCGCCUGUGGGUGGCGGGGCUGCCACGCUGGGGGACGAGGGCUGGCCCGAGACAAGAGAGGGCGGUAAACAUACCUGCACUGCGGUCAGGAUCCAGCAGGAUCCCCAUUACAGGGGUGAGGCUGAACGUCUGCUUUCCUCCCUGGAUGGCCCGAAGACGGCCCUGGAGCCAGCCGAGCGCGGGCCCCUAAGGAGCAUCUUGACGUGCGCCCCUGAGGUCCCAGACCCGCAGAAACGAGACAGGCUGGUGUCCUUCCUCGGACGGACGUUGGUCUGGUCCAGGAACCAAGUCUCAGGAGCACAGGACGGACACGGGGAGGUGCUCAGGGGCCGGUCGUCAACGUCUGUCCCUCUGUCCCCACAGGGCCGCGUCAGCUGCACCGGGCGGCUGAUGGUGCAGGCGGUGAACCAGAGAGGCCGCAGCCCCCGCCCGUCCUCGGGCCACCCGCACGGCAGAAGGCCUCGGUCCCGGUCCAGGGACAGCGCGGACGAGAGCGAGCCGAUUCAGGAGCGCUUCUUCAGGCCUCACUUCCUGCAGGCCCCUGGGGACCUGACUGUCCAGGAGGGGAGGCUGUGCAGGAUGGACUGCAAGGUCAGCGGGCUGCCGACCCCGGACCUCACCUGGCAGCUGGACGGGAGGCCCGUCCGCCCGGACAGCGCCCACAGGAUGCUGGUGCGGGAAAACGGGGUGCACUCGCUGGUCAUAGAGCCUGUCACUGCCCGCGACGCCGGCAUCUACACAUGCGUGGCCACCAACCGGGCGGGACAGAACGCCUUCAGCCUGGAGCUCGUGGUCGCUGCCAAGGAGGCGUACAAGGCCCCUGUGUUCCUGGAGAAGCUGCAGAACACGGGGGUGGCUGACGGGUACCCGGUGCGGCUGGAGUGCCGCGUGUCCGGGGCGCCGCCCCCGCAGAUCUUCUGGAAGAAGGAGAACGAGUCGCUGACGCACAGCACAGACCGCGUGAGCAUGCACCAGGACCCCCACGGCUACGUCUGCCUGCUCAUCCAGGGAGCCACCAAGGACGACGCGGGCUGGUACACGGUGUCAGCCAAGAACGAGGCAGGGAUUGUGUCCUGCACAGCCCGGCUGGACGUGUACACCCAGUGGCAGCAGCCGGCGCAGAGCACCAAGCCCAAGCGGGUGCGGCCCUCGGCCAGUCGCUACGCCGCCCUUUCGGACCAGGGCCUGGACAUCAGGGCUGCCUUCCAGCCCGAAGCCAGCCCGUCGCACCUGGCGCUGAGCCCCGGCCUGGUGGAGAGCGAGGACCUGUAGCCCGGCCGUCCCGCCCCACCCCUCUGCCGCCCUGUCGGAGGCAGACACACCCUGAACUGUAAGAACUAGAGACACCAAAGCCGCGCUUCCCUUCCUGGGGCGCCGGUGUGAGCAGACCGCCCCUGUACCGAGUACUCGUCACCAGCCAGCUUCAAAACCCUGGGAAUGGCGGUGAUGAAAGUGCUCGAGAAGAGGUAACUGCCACCACCCGUGUCACCCACAGUGCCUUGGACUCCGGCGUAGGUGCCACCAGACCCCCGUCACGUGCUGGGCUCUGCCGGGCAGGGAGCGGGCGGAGACGCAGGUCGGUGCCUGGUCCUGUAGAUGGUCGUCUCCCAGAGCGUCCAGGAGGGACGACUGCCUCCGAUUUUACUUACCUGGGGAGUCUUCUCACAAGGUUGACGCCUUGGUUCCUAACCUUUUCUUCUUAACGUGUAGUGUUUUCUUUUCAUGUUGCCUGGGUAGGAAGCUCACUCACAAACCCUGUGAAAGGCUGAUUUAAGUACAGAUAGUCUGGAGUUCCCUGAAUAAAGCAGAGCUGCGUCACAGUCCAUUCCAUGGAGGGCCAGGGCGCCCUGAGGGCCGGGGGGCGGGGCCUGGGCAAGGAGAGGGAGGGACAGCCCGCCAGGCUGUUCGCGCAGAUGGCAGGAGGGGGCAGGAGGCUGGAAGGGCCAAGCUUUUCUUUGGUUUUCUCCAAAAUCCAUCUAAGACAGAGGUGAGAAUCACUGCCAUUCACAAGUCAGGGACCUAAGGGUCAGCGGGAGGACGCUUGUGCUCCGGACACCGCGGUGUCUGAGCUCGGGGCGGCGCUGAAGAUUUAGGUGCACAGAGCAAGUUGCGUGUGGACCGAGGCUGCGAGAUUGUCACAGAGACAGCCCGUGGGCUCUAGUCUGCUGGGGGGAUCGGAGACUGUGGGAGACAAAACAGGUCGGUGCCAGGAUGCAUUUUCUCGAAGGCUCUGAGAUACGUGGCUGGAGACUGAGUUCACGCCCCUGCUGCCAGGAGACCUUUUUGGCCUAAGAAGGUGCUGGGUUUCGAGUCGCUUGUCAAGGCGUCUUGGCAAAGACUGAUCUCUGAAUGCCUGUGGUUCGGCACCAGCUCAGUGGCGUGGAUCUGACCAGACUUGAUGGCUUUAAGUCGGAACCAAUAAACUUUGAAAGGGAGAAAAAAACAAUGUGGCCUGAUACUAUGAAAUGUGAGGUGUUAACGGUACUUUGCUAUGAAAAGAACACACUGUACUCCUGCAGAACACAUGUAUCUUUCAUUAUUUAUAAGAAAAAUGGUGAACUCAGUUACUCAGUUCAGUACGUAGUAUUUUUUAAAUAAUUUUGUAUCUGUACCACCCAUAUAGUUCAUGUUUCUGCUUCACGUGUGCAGCUUCCUGCUUCCUCGUAAGGACACCAGCCAGCCGAGUUUUCAGUGACCGGCUUGGGCACCGGGGCCAUACACGCUCCGUGCAGAGCAGUCCAGGCGUCUGACCACGUGGACGUACACUGCUCAUGUGGGUUUACAAUACCGGGCAGUCUCUCGUGGACCUUUCUCCACGGUAGAAUCAUGACUUACAUCGUAUCUUACUUGCCAAAUUUUUCUGAAUGUGACUUUUUGCUAAUUUGCUGGGUUUGGGGUUAAGUAGCAUUUUUGCCACCUUUCAUGUUGUAUUUAUAAAAAAAAAUAAGUACUAUCUUACUUCUUUGGGUUGUUGUGCUGGUGUAAUGUGGACUUAACAUCAAUAAAUAUUUAACAAAUAACACUUGCAGUUCCGUGGAGCAAAA
Molecule: messenger RNA, 3652 nt
Organism: Vicugna pacos (alpaca)
Lineage: Eukaryota; Metazoa; Chordata; Mammalia; Artiodactyla; Camelidae
Source: RefSeq, a predicted model, not a curated record